AUGGCAGUUCCAGUAGAAGAAGCAAUAGCAGCUCUCUCUACCUUCUCUCUUGAGGAUGAGCAAGCAGAGGUGCAGGGACCUGGCGUUUUGGUUUCAUCUGAGAGAGGAGCAACUAACAGUCCAGUUGAGUACAGUGAUGUUUCUGCAUACCGCUUAUCUCUAUCAGAAGACACAAAAGCUCUCAAUCAGCUGAAUGCACUUAUCCAAGAGGGGAAGGAGAUGGCAUCAGUGCUUUAUACAUAUCGAAGCUGCAUCAAAGCACUUCCUCAGCUUCCUGAAUCUAUGAAGCACAGUCAGGCUGACUUGUAUCUAGAAACAUAUCAAGUUUUGGACUUGGAGAUGAGUCGUUUGCGUGAAAUCCAGCGAUGGCAAGCAUCUGCUGCGUCGAAACUAGCAGCUGAUAUGCAGCGAUUUUCUAGGCCUGAGAGGCGCAUUAAUGGCCCUUCAAUAACUCAUCUCUGGUCCAUGUUGAAGUUGCUUGAUGUUUUAGUUCAACUUGAUCAUCUUAAAAAUGCCAAGGCAAGCAUACCUAAUGACUUCUCAUGGUACAAGAGGACAUUCACCCAAGUUAGUGUUCAAUGGCAAGACAUUGAUUCAAUGAGGGAGGAGUUAGAUGAUUUACAGAUAUUCUUAAGCACAAGGUGGGCAAUCUUAUUGAACUUGCAUGCUGAGAUGUUUCGGGUGAACAAUGUAGAAGAUAUUCUUCAAGUUCUGAUAGUCUUUGCUGUUGAGUCAUUGGAAUUGGAUUUUGCACUUUUAUUUCCGGAGAGGCACAUUCUUAUACGUGUUUUACCAGUUCUUGUUGUCUUAGCAACAUCAUCAGAAAAGGAUAGUGAGUCACUGUACAAGAGGAAUGAUCCAGUCAUUCCUGCCUUCCCUGAUCUUCAUCUUUCUCCUGCUGCAAUCUUAAAAGAGUUGUCCAUUUACUUCCAGAGAUUUUCUGCACAAACUCGUCUUCUCACCCUUCCAGCACCUCAUGAGCUCCCACUUCGGGAGGCACAAGAAUAUCCUCUACAUUCUUUUUUAUCUUGCAUUUCUUCGUUAUAUCAUUAUCUUUGGCAAAAUAGUUAUGCACUUCUCUUCUUUGUGAUUAGGCAUUAUCUCAUCGUUAAUCACAUAGGAACUAUUCGUGCCGAGCAUGAUGAUUUCACAAUUCGUUUUGCUUCAUCGUUGAAUCAGCUAUUGUUAUUGAAGUCAAUAGAUGGUGCAGAUGUUGACUGGUGCAAAGAAGUCAAGGGAAACAUGUAUGAUAUGGUUGUUGAAGGUUUCCAGCUCUUAAGCAGAUGGACUGCACGAAUUUGGGAACAAUGUGCUUGGAAAUUUUCUCGCCCAUGCAAAGAUGCAAUUCCUUCAGAACCAAAUGGAACUUCAGAAUCAUUUUCUGACUAUGAAAAGGUGGUACGAUAUAAUUACAGUGCUGAGGAGAGGAAAGCUCUUGUUGAGCUUGUUAGUUACAUAAAAAGUGUUGGAUCACUGAUGCAUCGGUGUGACACAUUGGUAGCUGAUGCCUUAUGGGAAACAAUACAUGCUGAAGUCCAAGAUUUUGUCCAAAACACAUUAGCCAACAUGUUGAAGACUACCUUUAGAAAGAAGAAGGACCUGUCAAGGAUUCUUUCUGACAUGCGGACUCUUUCAGCAGACUGGAUGGCAAAUACAAGCAAGCCUGAAUCUGAUUUACAGUCACAUGGAGGUGAUGAAAGUAAAGGGAACAUCUUUUAUCCAAGGCCAGUGGCACCCACAGCCACGCAGCUCAAAGGAGGACAAGCAAAUGAAUUGGGUCUCAAGAAGGGAACUGACACAACCAAGUUCUUGCACAAACAGGAUACAUUCUUAAUAUAUGAAGUGGUGUCUGGUGGUAAUCUUCGGAAGCCUGGUGGACUCUUUGGCAAUAGUGGGUCUGAGAUUCCUGUAAAUGAUUUAAAGCAGUUGGAGACCUUCUUUUACAAGCUUAGCUUCUUCCUGCAUAUAUUGGACUAUUCAGCAACUGUGACAACUUUGACAGAUCUUGGUUUCUUAUGGUUUAGAGAAUUUUAUUUGGAGUCAUCUCGUGUUAUUCAGUUUCCUAUUGAAUGCUCUCUUCCCUGGAUGCUGGUGGAUCAUGUGCUUGAGUCCCAAAAUGCUGGUCUUCUUGAAAGUGUUCUGAUGCCAUUUGACAUCUACAAUGAUUCAGCUCAGCAAGCUUUGGCAGCGUUAAGGCAGCGAUUCCUCUAUGAUGAAAUUGAGGCCGAGGUGGACCAUUGUUUUGAUUUAUUUGUUUCAAAACUCUGUGAAAUUAUUUUCACGUAUUACAAGAGUUGGGCAGCAAGUGAACUACUUGAUCCGUCAUUCCUCUUUGCCUUGGACAAUGGGGAAAAAUAUUCUGUACACCCUAUGAGGUUCACUGCACUAUUUAAGAUGACUAGAGUGAAGUUACUUGGGAGGACUAUUGAUUUAAGAAGCUUGGUUUGUGAAAGGAUGAACAAGGUUUUCAGAGACAAUCUUGAGUUUCUUUUUGAUCGUUUCGAGUCUCAGGAUCUAUGUGCAGUGGUGAAGUAUACUAGCAGUCAGCCUGACUUCAGGAUGCUUUCACAUGGUUCCUCUUGUUUCAUCAUUCCUGUUGUAUCUGUAGUUGGUAUAAAGUUAGAUGUGGAUGAAUUAGAAAAACUUGUGGAAAUCUUAAAGAAUACCCAUGGGCUGCUUUCAAAAGACCUUUCAAUAGACUCAUUCAGUCUCAUGUUGAAUGAGAUGCAAGAAAACUUAUCUCUUGUGUCAUUUUCUAGUCGACUUGCUACUCAGAUUUGGUCAGAGAUGCAAAACGAUUUCUUGCCAAACUUCGUCCUAUGCAACACUACUCAGCGUUUUGUCCGAUCUUCAAGGGUUCCUCUUGUUCCUGUGCAAAAGCCAUCAGUUCCCUAUGCAAAGCCUAACUUCUAUUGUGGCACUCAGGAGUUGAAUUCUGCACAUCAAAGCUUUGCACGUUUGCACAGUGGGUUCUUUGGAAUUCCCCACAUAUUUUCUAUUGUUAGACUUCUAGGAUCCAGAUCGUUGCCUUGGCUUAUCCGAGCCCUGCUAGAUCAUGUAUCAAAUAAGUUAUCUACACUUGAACCGAUGAUUACUGGAUUGCAAGAAGUGUUGCCAAAAUCCAUUGGACUGCUCCCUUUUGAUGGAGGAGUCACAGGCUGUAUGAGGGUUGUCAAAGGAAAUCUUAACUGGGGAUCAAAAUCAGAGCUCAAAGCAGAGGUUCUUCGAGGGAUAAAGGAGAUUGGCAGUGUGUUAUACUGGAUGGGGCUUCUUGACAUUGUAUUGAGGGAAGUUGAUACCAUGCAUUUCAUGCAAACAGCCCCUUGGUUGGGCUUGUUUCCUGGUGCAGAUGGCCAAAUAUUGCAUUCACAGGAUGGUGGGGACAGUCCUGUUGUCAAUCUUUUCAAAUCAGCCACUGCUGCAAUAGUGUCUAACCCUGGUUGUCCAAAUCCGACAUCUUUUUAUACCAUGUCAAAACAGGCAGAAGCUGCAGAUCUUCUUUACAAAGCUAACAUGAAUACUGGAAGUGUACUGGAAUAUGCACUUGCUUUUACCAGCGCAGCAUUGGAUAAAUAUUGCAAUAAAUGGAGUGCUGCCCCCAAGACAGGGUUCAUUGACAUAACAACAUCGAAGGAUUUUUACCGUAUAUACAGUGGCCUUCAAAUUGGACACCUGGAGGAUUCUGUUCAAGUAUCAUCAAAUAAUUUUGAAGUGUCGGGUGAUUCAGUUGCUUGGGGUGGUUGUACCAUAAUCUACUUGCUUGGGCAGCAGAUGCAUUUUGAACUCUUUGAUUUUUCAUAUCAAGUCCUCAAUGUUGCAGAAGUGGAGGCUGGAUUACUCACCCAAGGGCAUAAGAAUCCUCAUGUUGCACAGGGAUGGGAAACCCUAUUAGAAGCAAUGAAGAAAGCAAGAAGAUUGAACAAUCAUGUUUUCUCGAUGCUAAAAGCCCGUUGCCCCCUUGAAGACAAGAUUGCUUGUGCUAUCAAGCAAAGUGGCGCCCCGCUGCAUCGGAUUAAGUUCGAGAACACUGUUUCUGCUUUUGAAACACUGCCUCAAAAAGGUGCUUGA
Molecule: messenger RNA, 4068 nt
Organism: Dovyalis caffra
Lineage: Eukaryota; Viridiplantae; Streptophyta; Magnoliopsida; Malpighiales; Salicaceae
Source: the annotation of a GenBank genome assembly